UGCAAGCCCUCUGAACACAGAGCUGCUGCUUUUCAGAGGAGAAAUCAAAACAAGAUUACACGGCUUUUGGAAACACACAGGUACUGUGAUUUCAAAAUACAAACCCGUGUGGGGGCUGACUUUUCAUGAGGAAUCAUCCUCAGAAGAAUGAUUUUCCCUCCAUCUAGUGCCAGAGCUUCCUAGCAGUCCCCUUCUGCAGGGUUUUGCAAGGACAGAUCCAAAGUACACAACAUUUACUGAGUGCCUGCUUUCAAUAACUGCUUGGGAAACAAAGAUGACUAAGCUGUCACCCAAUGUUGCUUAAUCCAAGUGUGUAUAUAUAAGUGGAGUUGAAAUAUAACUGCAACUACUACCAAACGUCGAUGACAAGAAACUUCAUUUGAGAGCAGCCCUUCACGUUUAUAACUAAGAAGCCUGAAAAAUGAAGACUAAAAUGGAGUAUUCAACCACCAAAAUCUCCCCAGCAAAGAUGAACAGCUCAGCAGGCAAGGCUUUGGUAAAAUCUCCCAAGUUGGGAAAAUCCCAGCAGAAGGCUGAAGAAGUUUGCCAAAUGUACUUUAUGCAGCUACGUUCUGGCCUUAUAAAAAAGACAGCCUGUUAUUUUAAGAAAGAAACCACCAAAAGACAUUCAACAAGAAGAGCUGGAAAGUAUAAAGAACAUCUAGUAUUCACUGCCCGUCAUCAGCAGCUGGAACGGCCUGUGGAGGGCUUAGCCUUUGGUGUGCCUAUGGUCCAGAAAUGCUUUGGAACAACUGAUGUUCCAAGUAUCCAAGAAUAUUCUGCUUCCCUGAGCACAUACAAUGAUCAAUCUAUUACUUUCGUUUUUGAGGAUGGAAGUUAUGAGAUCUAUGUAGAAGACUUGGGAAAAGACCAAGAGAAAGAUAAGGUGUUAUUCCGUUAUUAUGAUUUCCAACCUCCCUCACGUGAAACAGGUGAUGCUGAUGAUGGCCAUACGUUAUUGGUAAAUCUGAGUCCUACAAAAGACAAAGACUUCCUGCUGCAUGCCAAUAACAAAGAACACUCUGUGGAGCUACAAAAAUGUGGAAAACCAUUGCCAGACCAGGCCUUCUUCCGCCUUCAUAGGAAGUCUUCCAAAUGUGUUUCAUUUGAAUGUAAGAAUGACCCUGGAGUGUUUAUAGGAGUAAAGGAUAACCACCUUGCUCUAAUUAAAGUAGAGGAUCAAACUGAGUAUUUUAGUACAGAGAAUAUCAUAUUUAAACUCUCUUAAACUUAAUGUUAUGGAAAGCUGUGGAUCUUGUGUUGGAUAACUCAAAUAGCUACCACUGGAGAAAUGAUCGAGAAAUAAAGAGGUAACAUUCAAGGGAAAUGGAGGGUAUUUAGUAUGCUAUGGAAUGUUUUUCUCAUUAUGUGUAAAUACUUUUUUAUGGUCUUUCAUUUCUGCAUUUUAUUUCCUUCUGUAUCAUUACAUAUUCAAUAGGAUAUUGCUAAAGAGACCUCAGAAGAGGUACAACCUGAACUUUAAUUUUUUCUACUUUCAGUACAGAAAGAACUUCAUAUUAGAGCUGAAACCUCUGGGGAGAAGCAAGGGCCUUAAUCCAAGUCUCAUUUUAGACAGGGAUCCAUUUUAAAGAGCUACAUAAAGACAAAAUUUUCCCUGGUUCCAAACAAUGAGUUCAAACACUAAAGCUAUUGGUGAAAAUACAACCAAAUCUAUUUGGACUGACCAUUUCACAACUGGAAUAAAACACCAAAUUUGUUUGAAGAUGCCCAAAACUUCAGAUACCUACCUACAUAGGUAGGCAGAUAAUAUAAAUAUAUGAAAUGACAAAGACAGUCAAAACAUUAAGAAAAAUAAAUCCAGUAUUUGUAAAGUAAAUAGUUUUGCCUCUAAUUGUUUGUAAACUGCUGAUUUUUUAUAGACUUAGUUAAGUUUAAGCAAAGCAUUCUUAUAUUAGGAAAUGAAAUAAAUUUUAGUUCAGACAUAUAAUUGAAAUCAUUAGGAAUAUCCAACAAAUUAAAACGUUUUUUUAAAAGCACUGAGACACAACUUAUUUUAGGACAUCCAAGUACCAUGGGAUCCAAGUACCACAGUGAAUUCAGAAAUCCUCUAAUCUACUACAGCCUAGAUAGGACACAGGAUUAUCAUCACAAUUUCAAUAACUGACUCUUCCUGAUGUUUGUAGUAUACUAUGUCCUUCUGACCCUAUUCUCCAGGGAUCUAUGACUUUUGAUAUACAUAUCACCCUGGACAAAAUUUCUUCUAAUACUUUCUUCCCAUGUAUACAAAUGUUUUUCUUGUCCAGCUUUCCGAUUACCCUACUUAUUAUGGCAUAUUUGUUUGACUUUUAUUACUUCUUUAUUCUUUUGACCAAAUGUGUUCUUGAUAUACCUUUUGUGACUCCUGAGCUUCAUUACAAAUCACUUGAUAUCUGGAUGCCAUUUUUAUUCUACUUCAUCUAUCUGAUGUUGUAGAAUUUCAUAUAAGCCUAUUAAAGAGCAAUAUUUUUUUAUUAAACAUCUUUGCAUUUUACAUUACUAAAGUAAUAAAAUUCAUACUCAACCAUAUAAUAAGAUUUUUCAACUACUAAAGGAAUAGUUUUGCUUAUUUUAAGGCCUUAAUUCUACUAUAAUUUUUCCUAGGCUUAACACUGACAAUAAAUGAUAAAACUAAUGACAAUACUUAUAAAACGCAACUUUUUCUGAAAGUGUAGGCUUUUUAAUUUUUAAUUGUUGAGAUCUAUUAGAUUAUAAUGCUGGUGGAACAUAAGAUUAAAAAGGCUGAGAAUUACUGUGUGAGGGUAAGCAAUUAUAAACAAUAAUAAAUCUUUCAUUACAUUGCCAAUUUUAUUAUUUUUUUUGUAUAUUGUUUCAAGUUUCUUUUUUUUUUUCAAUGUAUGAAGUUUAUUGUCAAAUUGGUUUCCAUACAACAUCCAGUGCUCAUCCCAAAAGGUGCCCUCCUCAAUACCCAUCGCCCACCCUCCCUCCCUCCCACCCCCCAUCAACCCUCAGUUUGUUCUCAGUUUUUAAGAGUCUCUUAUGCUUUCAUUGCCAAUUUUAUUAUGGAGACAAAAAUAAACGCAGAAUCUAUAAUAUCCGCUCUGAAAAACACUAAAUGUUAAUCAUAUGCAUCUCUAUGAUAUACUUAAAAUUAUUGUUUUUAAGUAACCAGAUAUAUCUAUUACAUUGUUUAAGUUCUUGAAUAAAUUAUAUUUUUCAAAAGUCUGUGAGGCCACGUUUUUAUCAUAAAAUGACUCAAUAUUCUGAAGUUUUUAAGUGAAAGUAAGUACACUUUACUCCACCAAUGUUGGUAUAUGGAGUAGGUCAUUUGUCUGAUAUUUUUGGUCAUUCAAAAUUAAGUAAGAUAUUUCAGAAAAGGGAUUGUCUUUUACACCUUUAUAUUCCCAGUGCCCAUCAUACUGGCCAGCACAGAUGAGCUAUUUGGUGACUUUUACCCCAAAUCAAACAGCCAACAUACACCUGCCAAAGGAAAUUUAACCUGACCUCUGAUCAUUUAGGUAUCUUUCAACCUGGUUAUCUUAUUUUUCAUGUUCAAUUCUCCUUUUCUAAAAAACACUUUGUACCAUCACUAUACUGAGUAUUAUUUGAUUAAAAUAUUUAAAUGUG
Messenger RNA from Panthera uncia (snow leopard), 3585 nucleotides. RefSeq names its product interleukin 33 (gene IL33). Lineage: Eukaryota; Metazoa; Chordata; Mammalia; Carnivora; Felidae. The transcript has 11 exons. The record is from RefSeq and is a predicted model, not a curated record. Gene Ontology annotation, molecular function: cytokine activity. The coding region runs from base 422 to 1228 and encodes 268 amino acids. Gene Ontology annotation, biological process: positive regulation of inflammatory response; positive regulation of cytokine production.